AUGGGGAGGAUGAUGAGAGGGAUGGUGGUCUACAUUGUUGUCGCACUUUCAGUACUAAUGAGUGUCUAUCGUGGCAUGGCGGCCUAUCCAUAUCCUGGGUAUGGAAGCUUCGGAAAAAUAUCACAUAUUGUAGGUCGAGAUGGAAUGUGUUUGGACAUUGUUGUUCCCAAUGUCCGACCACUUUACGCUCAAACUCAAUUAUCGCGGUGUGACGUUGCGAAACAGACCCAAAUGUGGAGCAUCCUUGAAGAUGGCACCAUUCGAACCAAGGACAACUUAUAUUGCUUGGUUCCUUACAACGAUGCGUAUGAAGCUAAAGCCGUAUUGGGCAAGUGCUCUGAAUUGAUAAGAAGUGACAAGAAAUGGAAGCAUAGGAGUGAUGGCACUUUUGUCCACGAGAACUCGGGCUUCGUCCUGACAGCGAAACCAGACAACUUCGUGAUAUUGGGAACUGACGCAUACACCCCAUCCCAAAGCUGGGAAGCCACCGAGGGUCUCUCCCCUUCUGUGGUUAACAUCAAGUGGCUUGAAAACCAGUGUUUGCAGUCCAUGGAUAAUGGUGCUCCCUUUGUGUAUUUGAAUCUAUGUGAUAAAAAAAAUAAGAACCAACAUUGGGCACUAUAUUCUGACGGCACCAUCCGUGUUGAUAACUAUGGCAGCAGAGACUACUGCUUGACGUCUCAAAGAAAUCCAUCUAGUGUCAUCCUUGUGUCUAACUGUGACGACAAGGCGACACAACGAUGGGAUAUUAAUGAAGACAACUUCAUUUACCAUCCCAACACUAACUUGGUCUUGGAUGUCGAUAGAAAACCUGAGGGAUCCCAAAUUGUCGUUAUCGACACUCGUGAUGGCACUCCUACCCAGCAAUGGACGAUACUCUGA
Momordica charantia (bitter melon) is the source of this 882-nucleotide messenger RNA. Its product is annotated as nigrin b. The record is from RefSeq and is a predicted model, not a curated record. Lineage: Eukaryota; Viridiplantae; Streptophyta; Magnoliopsida; Cucurbitales; Cucurbitaceae.